Fukomys damarensis (Damara mole-rat) is the source of this 5815-nucleotide messenger RNA. It is a transcript of the gene Atp10a, whose product is annotated as ATPase phospholipid transporting 10A (putative). The record is from RefSeq and is a predicted model, not a curated record. The transcript is spliced from 27 exons. Gene Ontology annotation, cellular component: plasma membrane. Bases 1 to 4740 code for a protein of 1579 amino acids. Gene Ontology annotation, molecular function: magnesium ion binding; ATPase-coupled intramembrane lipid carrier activity; ATP binding. Gene Ontology annotation, biological process: phospholipid translocation. NCBI's taxonomy places the organism in Eukaryota, Metazoa, Chordata, Mammalia, Rodentia, Bathyergidae.
AUGGACAGAAUGGAGGCCAGAAAUCCGCUGGUGCCUGUAAAAGUGCCAGGAAUGCUGCACGAGGAAAGGGAAUCCAAAUGCGAGCCACAGCGCUCUGAAGGGAAGAGCAGCGUCGGUGUCGCACAGGUGCGGAGGGGACCCUUCCACCCUGGUGGAAAUGUGCGUCGGUGCGCUGGCUACCGAACCGCCGGCCGCUUCCUCUGUUACUGCAGGACCCAGCAAGCCGGCUUCUGGUACUUGUCCCAAGGAACCGAGUCUGGGAUGGUGGAGAAAUACCUGAACCCCGCUGUUCGUGCUGAGCACAUCCCCAGUGCCAUGGCCUUGAGCUGUGGUUGUGAAAACUGCCUGCUGGGAGGGGGCACCACACCUCACAGCCCAUUGUGCUGGAGAACGCCAAGAAGAUUCUGGAAAAUUUCUGGAGAGCAGGACUUCUCCUGUGGUAGUGGGUUAACUGUGAACAGGAUGCCCUCAGAACUGGACAAAAAGAGCAAAAAGCAGCGGCAAAGCUUAUUAGAGAAAGUCAAAGUGAAGAGUGGGAGAGAAACCGGCUCUGCAGAGAAAACCCGCGAGAACAUCUACAUCCGGGUCCUGAGACGCGGUGCAGGAUCCCACCCCUCACACAUUGUCAAAAGAACCCGAUUCUGGACACAAAACGAAGCCCGUAUAGGGAGCAGACAUCAGAGAGCAGAGCUGGAGCUCCUGCCGAGGGAGGAAAAGAAGUACGUGAGCCGAUUCUGGAAGGAAAUUCACGUAGGAGACUUCGUGCGGCUGCGCUGUAACGAGAUCGUCCCCGCAGACAUUCUGCUGCUCUCCUCCAGCGACCCCGAUGGGCUGUGCCACAUCGAGACCGCCAACCUGGACGGCGAGACCAACCUGAAGCGGCGGCAGGUGGUCCGUGGGUUCUCAGAUCUCGUCUCUGAAUUCAACCCUCUGACGUUCACCAGCGUGAUCGAGUGUGAGAAGCCAAACAAUGACUUAACUCGGUUUCGUGGUUGCAUCACGCACAGCAGUGGAGAGAAGGCCGGGCUGCGCACGGAGAACCUGCUGCUGCGGGGCUGCACCGUCAGGAACACAGAGGCAGUGGCCGGCAUUGUCGUCUAUGCAGGACAUGAGACCAAGGCUCUGCUGAACAACAGUGGCCCCCGCUACAAGCGCAGCCAGCUUGAGAGGCAGAUGAACGUGGACGUGCUCUGGUGUGUCCUUCUCCUCCUCUGUAUGUCUCUGUUUUCAGCCAUAGGACAUGGAUUGUGGGUACGGCGGCACCAAGAAAAGAAAGCGCUGUUUGCUGUCCCUGAGUCUGACGGUAGCUCUUCGUCCCCGGUCACAGCGGCGGUGUACUCAUUUCUGACAAUGAUUAUAGUUCUGCAGGUUCUGAUCCCCAUCUCCCUGUACGUCUCCAUUGAGAUCGUCAAGGUCUGCCAGGUGUACUUCAUUAACCAGGACUUAGACUUGUAUGACGAGGAAACAGACUCCCGGCUGCAGUGCCGCGCUCUGAACAUCACGGAAGACCUGGGGCAGAUCCAGUACAUCUUCUCCGAUAAAACCGGCACUUUGACCGAGAACAAGAUGGUUUUCCGAAGGUGCACGGUGUCUGGGGUGGAAUAUUCUCAUGAUGCCAAUGCCCAGCGCCUGGCUAGGUACCAGGAAGCAGACUCUGAGGAGGAGGAGAUGGCGCCCCAGAGGGGAUCCUGGUCUCGGCGUGGCAGCACCGGCAGCCACCAGAGCGUUCGGGUCGUGCACAGGACACAGAGCACCAAGUCCCACCGGCACUCGGGCAGCCGGGCCGAGGCCAAGUGGGCCAGCGUGCUGUCCAGGCACACGGCCUUCAGCAGCCCCAUGGAGAAGGACGUCACGCCCGACCCACAGCUUCUGGAGAAGGUGCGCGAGUGCGGCAGGUGCCUGGCCAUGGCGAGGCACCAGGAGCAGCCCCUGGGCCGCCUCUCACCAGAGCUGUCCGACAUCUUCGACUUCUUCGUCGCUCUCACCGUCUGCAACACAGUGGUGGUCACGUCCCCUGACCAGCCCAGGCAGAAGGUGAGGGUGAGGUUCGAGCUGAAGUCCCCGGUGAAGACCAUAGAGGACUUCCUCAGGCGUUUUACGCCCAGCCGCCUCGCCUCCGUCAGCAGCAGCACAGGCAGCCUGGCCACCGCCAAGUGCAGCCACAAGUCGGGGUCCGGCUUCCUGUCCAGCCUCUCCAGUGACAGCACGUUCCUCAAGCUGCAGGAGAGGCUGGGCCAGCCCGCCCCGUCCGUCUCCAGCAACGGCUACAGCAGCCAGGCCGAGAGCUGGGCCCCAGAGCACAAGCCGGAGCCGGAGCAGUGCCAGGACGCGGAGCUGCGCUAUGAGGCCGAGAGCCCAGAUGAGGCAGCGCUGGUCUACGCCGCCAGGGCCUACAGCUGCGUGCUGGUGGACCGGCUGCCCGACCAGGUGUCCGUGGAGCUGCCCCACCUGGGCAGGCUCAGCUUCGAGCUCCUGCACACACUGGGCUUCGACGCCACCCGCAAGAGGAUGUCGGUGGUGAUCCGGCACCCGCUCACUGGCGAGAUCAGCGUCUACACCAAGGGCGCCGACUCGGCCCUCAUGGACCUGCUGCUGCCCUGCUCCUCAGAGGACGCCAGGGGGAGGCACCAGAAGAGGAUCCGCAGCAAGACCCAGCGCUUCCUCAACCUGUACGCGCUGCAGGGCCUGCGCACACUCUGCAUCGCCAAGAGGGUGCUCAGCAAGGAGGAGUACGCCUGCUGGCUGCAGGGCCACCUGGCCGCAGAGUCGGCCCUGGACAACCGCGAGGAGCUGCUCUUCCAGUCCGCCCUGCGUCUGGAGACCGACCUGCACUUGCUGGGUGCCACUGGGAUCGAAGACCGGCUGCAGGACGGGGUCCCUGAAACCAUCUCUAAGUUGCGACAAGCGGGCCUGCACAUCUGGGUUCUCACGGGUGACAAACAAGAAACAGCCGUCAACAUCGCGCAUGCCUGCAGACUGCUGGGCCAUGACGAGGAAAUCAUCACCCUCAACGCUGAGUCCCAGGAAGCCUGCGCGGCCCUGCUAGAGCAGAGCCUACAGUACGCACGGUCCAGGGCCCCCUGCAGCACCCCUGAGAAGACCGAAGGCAACAUCCCUGUGGGCUUCUUCCCUCUCUGCUCAGCCUCCAAACCCGCCACCACCGCCGCCUCGGGCCCCAGCCUGAGCCUUGUGGUCGACGGGAGAAGCCUAGCCUACGCCCUGGAGAAGAACUUGGAGGACAAAUUCCUCUUCCUCGCCAAGCAGUGCCGCUCCGUGCUCUGCUGUCGCUCGACCCCUCUGCAGAAGAGCAUGGUAGUGAAGCUGGUCCGGAGCAAGCUCAAGGCCAUGACCCUGGCCAUAGGUGACGGAGCCAACGAUGUCAGCAUGAUCCAGGUGGCAGAUGUGGGCGUGGGGAUCUCAGGCCAGGAGGGCAUGCAGGCAGUGAUGGCCAGCGACGUCGCAGUGCCGAAAUUCCGGUACCUGGAGAGACUCUUAAUCGUCCACGGACACUGGUGCUACUCACGGCUCGCCAACAUGGUGCUCUACUUCUUUUACAAAAACACUAUGUUCGUGGGCCUCCUGUUCUGGUUCCAGUUUUUCUGUGGCUUCUCGGCUUCUGCCAUGAUCGACCAGUGGUAUCUGAUCUUCUUUAAUCUGCUCUUCUCGUCGCUUCCCCAGCUGGUGACUGGGGUGCUGGACAAGGAUGUGCCAGCGGGCACGCUGCUGGCCGAGCCACAGCUCUACCGGAGUGGCCAGAAAAUGGAGGAAUCCUGGCCGCGCGCCUUCUGGUUAAACAUGGUCGAUGCUGCCUUCCAGAGCUUGGUUUGCUUUUUUAUUCCCUACCUGGCCUACUACGACUCGGACGUGGACAUGUUCACCUGGGGCACCCCUGUCACAGCCAUCGCCCUGCUCACCUUCCUGCUGCACCUGGGUAUUGAAACCAAAACCUGGACCUGGCUCAACUGGACAGCAUGUGGCUUCAGCGUCCUUUUAUUCUUGAUGGUGGCUUUGAUCUAUAACUCGGCCUGCGCAGCCUGCUAUCCUCCAUCUAACCCGUACUGGACCAUGCAGACGCUCCUGAGAGACCCCGUGUUCUACUUGACCUGCCUCAUAGCACCUGUCACUGCACUGCUGCCCAGAUUGUUUUUUAAAGCCCUCCAGGGGAGCCUGUUCCCCACCCAGCUGCAGCUGGGACACCAGCUGACCAAGAAAUGCUGCGAGACACUCAAGACUCCCAAAGAGACCUUUGCUCAGGGACACCUCUCGGGAGAGUCACAGACUGAGCUCUCCCAGGGAAGCCCCGCGAACCCCUCCGAGUGCCUUGCCAGGGACUGUGCCUCCCAGGCCUCCCAGCACACGCAGCAGCCGCCGGCCUGCUCUCCCGAGGCCAGCGGGAAACCCAGUGCAGUGGACACGAGUGUGCCCCUGAGAGAGAACAGCCUGCUGGGGCCCCUGGGGCCUUCCACGCCGGGGGAGGCUGUUUCUGGAGAGUGCCCUGGGCAUCUCCAGAGGACGCCCCUCGGCCCAGGCCAGGCCGCCCCGCUGUCCCUCUUCAGCCUGCCCAGCUUCGGCUCCCUUGGCUGGGUGUCCUCCCUGUCUGCAGUCAGUGGUCUGGGAAGCAUCCUCCGUUUCUCCAGAAGUAAUUUACAUGUGGCCAAGAGGGAUGGCAAGCUCCUGCCUGGCCCCCCGCAGCCAGAACAGGCCCUGUCUGGCUCACAGAGACCUGCGACAGACUCCUAGACCACCCAGAGGGACAGCCAUGGGCUGUGCCCCUGUGGAAGCCUUAACAUGUCGUUUCUACAUGUACAACAUGGACGUGGAUGUUAUUUAUGCUUCUUAUUUGCACAGAAGACUUCUAGGGAGGUGUAUUUUUAAAUAUUUUCAGGCUAACACAGGGAGUGAGAGGUACCAAAAGAGAAAGUUUAUUUUUUAAAGUUCUAAAUAGAGUAUAUUGAUGAAGAAAAAUAAGAGCUUUAACGUAUACAGAUGUAUAAAGUUUAAAGAAGAAUGACACUUGAAAAGUGCGUUUGAAUUUAUUUUUUCAUCUCAUUUUGUAAAAGGCAGUGUGACUUCUCUCUUCAACACACAUGGCCUUUGCUUUCUCUGAGGAGAAACGCACGACUGGGCGCAGUGAGCCCAGGGGUGCAGGCUGCCGGGCGAUGCAGGGGGAGGCUCACUGCGUGGCCUCACACCGCGGCUCCCUGCCCUGCGCACUCACCGGAGCCACCCUGCCAGGGCCUGGGUGUGAGGAACCUUCAGGCCCUGUCUGGUGAACUAUGACCUCGGUCCCUCUAACAGCAGAAAAGGAAAGGGACGCUCUUCCCUCACUUCUUCGCUGGGCGUUAGUGCGCUAAUGCAGCACCUGCAAAGCCCCAGGGCCCGCUCCCUGCUCUGCGGGACUCCAGCUCCUGAGGAUUCUUGUCACCAAGGCCCUCAAGGCAGAGGGGGCAGAGGAUCCGAGACCUUCUGCCCUGGGUUCAAUCCCUAGUAUUGUAAUAAAGAAAAGAAUAUUUACAAUAAUAACCUUUUACAACCAGCUAACUUUGAUGUGGAAAUGAAUAUAAUACAUCUAUGCUUUGGCAACACAUCAUAAUUACAUCCUUCUUGGAGAACUGGUACAGCAGAUCAUGUCUUGAUCAUUUUCACUCCUUCACUCCCCAGCCUCCCUCCAUCCCCAGAUCUACCUCCCUGUUUCCUACUAUCUUUUAUUUUCCCCUUCAAAUUAUGUUUAUUAUGGGUAUCUCAGAGAAGCCUUCUGUGUCUGAUUUAUUUCACUUAGAAUUAUGGUCUCAAAAACCAUCCUACAGAUGACUCA